GAAAAGAAAGAGAAGGGUAAUAUUUUAUGCGGUUUCUUGCAUCAUGUUUGUUUAUAUUUUAUCAAAAGUAGUGCAAACUUUUAGUGUUAUCGAUAAUUUUAUCAAUUUUUCGUGAAAUUUAUUUAUUUUGGGACACGUUAUUCCGUACUAAAAUUACCAACACAAGCAAAGCCGCAUCACGAAGGAGCAACCAACACACAACAAACCAUUUGCAGCCAGUUGUUUCGUAGAAGUCAUUGCGAUCAGGUGCACUUUUCUCAAAUGGUCUAUUGUGCAGUGACAAAACGUAAAAUAAAAAGGUGAAUCAUUUUGCACUAAAAUCUGUCGAUUCUCGCGUUACGAUGACACUUUAAUGGACAAUAAAUUAUUAAAAAUUAAUCACUUACUCAACAAAUUUACAAAAAUUCACAUUACGUCGCAUUAUUUAUUAGAGAAGAAAAAAAAACAAUAAAAUUGAAUAAUUUUGAACGUUUCGUGUCGUGUAUGUGUACGAUCGUCUGUGAAAAAAAGAUAUCAAACAAAGAAAGUUUUUAACAGAAAAAAAAGUUUUAGUUUUAUCGAGACACACGAAAAAAAAAGAGAAAAAUUCAAACAUGACAAAUAAUAAUCGAAAAUAUAGCAGUGAAGAAGCGGAUGAGCAUCAUUAUGUUGAUCCAACGCCUUAUAAACGCUCGAAAACGAACCAAAUCUUAAUUGAUAUCUUGAAGACGGUCAUUAUUCCAGUUGUGCUCUCGAUUUGUUGGUAUCACGAGUUAAUCACAUCACUCGGACUGAAAAUUGGCUUACUCAUCAGCAUAAUCUUCUUCAUUGUAUUCCCAUUGAUCUUCAAGUACUCUUAUAAACUUCAAAGAGCAGUGCUAUUCUUGACAUUCAUUCGUUAUCCGGGCAAUUUGGAUCUUGGUCGUCCCGAUCGUUCAGGACUUUAUGCGACGCGCAACUUUUACAUUUACCAUCGUGAUCCAAAACGCGAAAAGGAUGUUCGGAUAGGCGUUUGGCAUGUCUUGCCGAAUUUUGUUGUCACGAGAUUCAGUAAGGAGCUUCGUGUGCGGGAUAAUGUUCUUGCAAAUAUCACUCUAAAUGAGCGCGAAGAUCAUCUAAGUGCCUUGAAUGAGGAGAAUUUCAACAGAAUUUCGGAAAAAUUUGGAGCUGGAUUCCAAGUUGAGCACCAUGGAGACAAUGGCGAGUCCAAAAAAUCAUUUUACGAAGCUCUCUUGCGUGACACGAAGAUUCCCGUGGUUUUGUAUUUGCAUGGAAACACUGCAAGUCGCGGAGCGCAACAUCGUGUCGACAUGUAUCAAACUCUCCGUGCGCAAGGAUAUCACGUUAUUGCCUUCGAUUAUCGUGGAUUCGGCGAUUCGAGCAGUUUGGGACCUUCAGCGCGUGCUGUCGUGCUCGAUGCGAAGAACGUGUACAAAUAUAUCGUCGAAAAAACCGAAAAUCCAAUCCUAAUUUGGGGUCAUUCGUUGGGCACGGGCAUCGGAACGCAUCUUUUGACGGAAUUGCAACAAAUGGAAAUCCGUAAACCGCGCGGAAUAAUUCUCGAAAGUCCCUUUAACAACAUUAAAGAUGAAAUUAGUGAACAUCCCUUUGCCAGAGCGUACAAAUAUUUGCCGUGGUUCGAAUUUACCAUCGUGAAUCCGAUGUUUCAGAACCAGCUGACGUUCGAUUCGGAUGAACGAGUGGCGGAAAUUAAGUUGCCGAUCAUGAUUUUGCAUGCGGAAGACGAUCGUGUGGUGCCAUUCCGACUCGGAUAUAAACUUUACAGAACAGCUCUCAAGACAAGACCCAAAAAUUUUGCGCCGAUCGAGUUUUAUCGAUUUGCAGCGUCGCAUGGAUAUGGGCAUCGAUGGAUUUGUCGCGCGCCAGAAUUGCCUUCGAUAGUUAAUGGCUUCUUUGAUAAGUACGAGGAUAGUUAGGAGUAUUUAUUAAGUUACCAAAAAAAAUUAAAUAAUGAACAAAUUUUUAAAUAAAUUCG
Molecule: messenger RNA, 1975 nt
Organism: Culicoides brevitarsis
Lineage: Eukaryota; Metazoa; Arthropoda; Insecta; Diptera; Ceratopogonidae
Product: lysophosphatidylserine lipase ABHD12
Exons: 4
Coding region: 594-1916 (440 amino acids)
Biological process (GO): monoacylglycerol catabolic process; phosphatidylserine catabolic process
Cellular component (GO): endoplasmic reticulum membrane
Molecular function (GO): phosphatidylcholine lysophospholipase A1 activity; monoacylglycerol lipase activity
Source: RefSeq, a predicted model, not a curated record